This is a messenger RNA of Diaporthe batatas, 1243 nucleotides long. RefSeq lists its product as uncharacterized. The transcript has 2 exons. Bases 1 to 723 code for a protein of 240 amino acids. The record is from RefSeq and is a predicted model, not a curated record. NCBI's taxonomy places the organism in Eukaryota, Fungi, Ascomycota, Sordariomycetes, Diaporthales, Diaporthaceae.
AUGCACUCCGCCGCUCUUCUCUCCGCCAUCCUCCUCGUCGCCGUCAAGGCCGACCUCCAGCUCGACUCAGAGGACAUCUCGCCUCAGUGCACAUCCAUCUGCCGGCCCGUCUUGGAGCUGAGCCGCACCUGCGAUGUCGACGAUGACCGUGUCCCCGACGACCUGACCGAGGACCGCCUGCAGCUGCAGUGCCUCUGCACCAACAACAGCUUCGACGUCCAGCGGUUCGCCGGCCUGUGCCAGAGCUGCAUGCAGCAGAACACCGUCGUCGACACUGACGACGACAACGACGCCGACGACAGGCCCGACGACAACAACAGGGACAUCAACGAGAUCGUGAGCCGCUGCGGCUUCUCCGGCGCAACCUACUCGGCCGCGGACGCCAACGCGGCCAACGGCGUCGUCGUCGCCGCCACCCGCCCCGACAACGCCAACCAGCUCACCACCACCAUCACGGGCGGGGCUGCCGCCGCGCCCACGGGUGGCUCCGGGGCCACCAGCCCCAGCACCUUCACCAGCCCCAGCACCUUCACCAGCACCGUCACCAGCGGCUCGAGCACCAUCGUCACCACCGGCACCCGGACGCCGACGGGCACCGGGGCCGCGGCCACCGGGACCGGCGUCACGGUCGCUGGCGCGCCCGGCCUGGAGCCCCUCGGCGGCGGCAUGAAGGUUUUCCUGACUGUGGUCGGCGCUGGUGUCCUGGGCUUCUGGAUGCACUAGAGUCUGGGGGCUGGUCUUUUGUCUCUCCUCCCUCUUUUUUCGGAGGAAGAGUGAUACCCGACAAAGUCAGAAUGAGAUGGGGAUUGAGAAGGGGUGUCGGCCGCCUCAGCUGAUGGAUGGGCAGUGGUGGACGUUAAUGAAAUUAUGAACCUACGGAGAACGAUAGUAACUCUUAUUAUUUGUACGGAUGGAUUGGAAUAUAUGCGCUUUUGUGCCACAACAGACAUAUUUGAGAGAUGACAUUCUACAAUAUGAAUGCCACCGACAACGCAUGAUGCGGAAUUCCUCAAAGUGUGCUUUGUGCAUCGUUCAAACUUGUGUUCGCUCGGGGAUAAGACAUGCUAGUAAUGGAUGAUGAUUGGCUGCGCGAAGUCUCGUUGACCAGUUUGAAGAACGGUCUUCUAAAUUUUGUUUCGGAUUUUCAAAAUAUUCACAGAUAUUUACGGUACAUGAAAAUCUAGGUCUUUUUAAGUGGAGACUAAAUUAUGAAAACACCACUAAUAUAAAGGCUAAUAUUUUA